GGUCCGGGGUGCAGAGAGGCUGGCGCUCUCUGAAGCCCUCUGCAAACUCCAGCUUCUCAACCAGCUGUGCCACCGGGAAUGAGCCUCCUGGACUUGAGAUUGAGAACGCCCGCGAGGAGCGCUUCCCGGGGCCUGGCGUGGUCAGGGCCCCGAGAAGGCCCUCCAGCUCUCCCUGGCUGGUUUAUUUAUCUGCAAGCAGGGGCCAGGAUGGGGCCGCCCCUAACGGGUCUGGAAAGGAGGACUGUUCUGGACAUAGCAGAGGGCUCAGAGCCGGCCCGGGUGGAGGCCGCUGGGGUCCCAGCCCAGCAGUGACGUGGGGCCGGUGGUAGGAAGGCCAGAGGGAGGGGCCUUGGGCUCCCAGAAGGGCUCCCGCAUCAUGGGGGGUGGCGGCCAGGAGCAGUGGCUGGUGGACUUGGGUCAGCCCUGCCUGGGGGCCUGCUCAGUGACCUCACCGAGGGGGUGUGGUUAGGAGGGAGGGCCCCUCCCUGGGGGGAGGCCACAGGCCUGGUUGAGCCACAGGCCUGGCUGCCCGGGGCAGGAAAGGGGGCUUUCACUGCUUUGCUCUCACCUGGGGGUGUGGGCCCUAGACAUGGAGGAGACAAGUGGGGUGUGUGGCUAGAGCCCGACCCGGCCUGGGCAGUGAUCUCGGUUCAACCUCGGCCCAGACCCUGACCCCAUUCUAGCUAGGGCCGGGCCCCCUGACCCCUGCCAACGGGUGACCCUUGAGGCUCACGUGGGCAGCAGUGUAGUGUGGCUCUGGGCCCUCAGCUCUGAGGGCCAUCCAGGGACACUGGCAGAAGAGCCAGGCCAUGUGCCCUUGCCCCCGGGGUCUCCCCAGGUGUCCAGCAGCUAUGCGCGGUGAGGUGGCGGGUCAGGCCCUUGGAGAGGCCUGUAGUCCUGUGGCUUCCUGGUAAACACGCACGCACACAGGAACAGCCCGCAGCCCCAGGAGGAGCAGGUGUUUGUGUGCUGCUCAGGGCGCCCGCGGCUGGCUCCUUCCUUGCCUGUACUGGGAGCGAAGCUCGCUCUGGGAGGGUGCGGGAUCCCUUCUCCCUGUCUUUUGCCCCCUCCCCGGGGACGCCUGCGUAACCCUCCUAGACAAGGCACGGAGCAGAGUGUGAGCCUGGGAGCGGCGCUGGAGGCCCUCCACCGCGUCCGGGUCCCAGCUGCGGGCCCUGUCUGCACCCAGGUUGAGGCUCCAGGGGCCCAGCCGGCCUGGUGGGCAGCUGGGGAACGGGGUGCUGGGCGGGGCAGAGGUAAGAGUUGUCUGCCGCGGGGGAUGGAGGACCUGCCGGGUGAGCAGGUGGGAUUGGGCCAAGCCCCGUGGCCGGGGGAGUCCGCUGACCACUGGGUUGUGCUGGAGGGACCUUGGCAGCAUCUCGUUUGGCCCCUCACUGUACAGAUGGGGAAACUGAGGCCAGUGAUGUGCCCAAGUCCUCCCAGCCCGUCUGUGUGGGUGGGAGUGAGGCUGGCUGGGUGCUCCUGCCGGGGCCCCUGGCCCUGGCCCUUUGGGGCCUAGAGAGUGAGAGACAGGCACGAGGUGCUUGAUGGCUGUCUCUGUGGCCCAGCAGCAUCCCUCCUUGAGGCCCUGUCACAGCGGGACCCCACUCCUGGCCACCUGCACUGUUACCAUCUUGGCAAGCACCUGGUGGCCGGUCCUGGCCAUUUGGCCCCUGUGGUCUGUCCCCGCUUCUCCGAGCUGCUGGAGGGCAGAGCCGCUUGUUUACCUCCGGCGCGUGGCCAGCCCUGUGGGCGAGUGGUGGACGGUGGCCCAGGGCAGAGGCUGACCAGAGCCGGAGGUUUCCCCGGGGAGCCCUCGAGAGAUGCGUAAGGCGGUGCAUGGCUGUGAGUGAGGCUGCCGCACCCUCAGCCCACCGUGCUCUGCGCCUGAGCCCCUUUCCCGGAGCACCGGCUGGCCCAGAGCAGCGUGGGCUUGGAAAUGCCACAGAGGCCGGCGUUCUGCAGAGGAGGGGACGCUGCCUGCCGCUGACCAGCCCGGGAUUUAUGGAGAGGGCCUCAGAGGGCCACUCUGAGUGCCGCUGCGGCCAGCAUCGCCGCCGCGCCUGCUGCUGAGACCCCGCGCCCCCGGCCCUCACCAUUGCCCUCGCCCGCCCAUGGCCCCCGCCGCCCGGCCCGGGGCCGGCGCUGCCGCCUGAGCCCCCUGCCCCCUUCCAGGACUCGCCGUACCCCGAUGGGGUAACGUGACGGAGGCCCCGUGUCACAGCCGCCUGCUCCCACCCCAAGGCCGCCCCGUUGGUUCAGUUGGAGUUCAUUCUUCCUUUGGUCCUUGGGGGUUUGGGGCCUUUGAGUGAAGGCGGCCGUCGACCUGUCCACGGAUGCAGACGGGGCGUCCCCAGCGACAGGAGAGCGCUGGCCACGGCCGCAGCGGUCGGACUCACUUUGGGCUUCUUAAAGAUUUCUUUGCUGACUGUUUUUGGUUGUCGUUAUUUUUGCUUUUGCCCCCUUGUAAUUAUCCAGCACGGAGAGGCAGGAGCUUGGACUGGUCCAUUUUACUUCCGGGGGGCUCUUUCGUUCCUUUCGUUUUUUAAAGAGUUGGGUUUUCUUUUUUAAUUAUCCACCCGUUAAUCCGGGCAGCAUCCUCCCCCCUCCCAAGUAUUUGCACAAUAUUUGUGCGCGGUGUUGGGGGGCAGGUUUUUAAAGAAGCAUUUUCUCUCUCUUGGACAAGCACAGGGAUCUCGUUCUCCUUGGGUUCUGGGGGGCUGCUGGGGCCUUCUCCCACCCACGCCCCCGGCCCCGCCUGCAGCCCUUCCUGGGCGCCGCCCCGCCUUCGUGGUGCAGCCAUGGCGCGGAUGAACCGGCCGGCCCCCGUGGAGGUCAGCUACAAGAACAUGCGCUUCCUCAUCACGCACAACCCCACCAACGCCACCCUCAGCAGCUUCAUCGCGGACCUGAAGAAGUACGGGGCCACCACCGUGGUGCGUGUGUGCGAAGUGACCUACGACAAGGCCCCGCUGGAGAAGGACGGCAUCACCGUCGUGGACUGGCCGUUUGACGACGGGGCGCCUCCACCCGGCAGAGUGGUGGAGGACUGGCUGAGCCUGCUGAAGACCAAGUUCUGUGACGACCCCGGCAGCUGCGUGGCUGUGCACUGCGUGGCCGGCCUGGGACGGGCUCCGGUCCUCGUGGCUCUGGCCCUCAUCGAGAGUGGGAUGAAGUACGAGGACGCCAUCCAGUUCAUCCGACAGAAGCGGCGUGGAGCCAUCAACAGCAAACAGCUUACCUACCUGGAAAAAUACCGGCCUAAGCAGAGACUGCGGUUCAAGGACCCACACGCGCACAAGACCAAGUGCUGUGUCAUGUAGCUCAGGACCUUGGCGCCCUGGCCUCGGGCUCAGCGGGGCUCCAUCUCCCUCCUCUCCAGAUGCCUCAGCACACCCGCCACCAACGGUCCGGCCCACCCCACGCGCCCUUUGCUGUCUC
This is a messenger RNA of Delphinapterus leucas (beluga whale), 3441 nucleotides long. The record is from RefSeq and is a predicted model, not a curated record. Lineage: Eukaryota; Metazoa; Chordata; Mammalia; Artiodactyla; Monodontidae.